AUGCAGCUUCUUCGCAUUACGAUAUUCACCUUCCUCGCCGGCUACGGCCUCGCUGUACCAACCACGCAAAAGGUCUCCAGGUCCGCGCAGGAAGUCGACCCGUUGAUUGCAGCGGGUAAGAAGCCGCCCAUCAACUUGUCCUGGGAGUACUGCCAGAAAACGUGCGACUGUACAAAGUUUGACAAGGACGAGGAUUAUGAUCGGUUCUUUCAAUGCUUUACGAAUCCAAACUGCGAAGAGUGCGCGCGUAAGGGUAUGACCCGUUCAUUCAGCUGA
Messenger RNA from Colletotrichum truncatum, 276 nucleotides. RefSeq lists its product as uncharacterized. Lineage: Eukaryota; Fungi; Ascomycota; Sordariomycetes; Glomerellales; Glomerellaceae. The record is from RefSeq and is a predicted model, not a curated record.